AUGACAACGAUGUUCGUCCAACUGCGCCGUCUGGUGUACCUGUUGGUACUUCUGCAGUGCUGUAUGUGUGUGACCCAUGCGGAAGAAGAUGCCGUUCAAAAAAAAGCAGAGCAGUUCUUGGAGAAGUGGGUGAGUGAGUGGGAGGAACCGCUUGUGGAAGGCAAAGGCUAUAAAGAGGUGUGGAAUGCCACCGUGGAGUCUUGCAUCACGAAUGCCAAAGCAGCCAGGAAGGUCGCAGAUAGGGUGGAUAAUCUUCGCAAAUAUAUUGUCGAGCAGAGGUUAAGACGUGAUAAAGGUCUUUGGAGUGAGGGGGCGGUACGUGAUAAAUUCGUUAAGCUCGUGAAGGAAGCCGCAGAGGAGGUGGAGAAAGAUUUGAAUGUGUUACAAGACGCAGGGGUUAGAGUCGAAGAGGCGAGAUAUUUGGUUCGAAUGGGCGGGGAUGCGAUAGAUAAGAUGAAGGUUGUGUGGGAGAAUCGAAACAACAGCAGAAAACAACAUACAGAAGUGCUUAAGGGAGUGGAUGAAGAAAAAAGAUCGGUGGCACAGGGAGCGCUCAUUAAGAGGAGCAAAAGAGUAUAUGAUGAUAUGAAUCAGACCUAUCAUGAGCUCCUGGUGAUCAAACGAAGAAGCAUUGCCUGCGCGAAGGAACUAAGUAAUGGUGUAAUCGUCACGAAGAACAAGAUUUACACGGCGGGUAAAUUGAUGGAGGAGGAGAAAGGAAGAAUUCCAGACGAAAAGAUGGGGUACGGAGUGGCGGUAAAGAAGUUCGCCGAGGCUGUUAAGAAAUCACUGGGGGAGGAAUUGGUACGCGUAACUUAUUUCAACAACAAAACGAAAGCGGAUGGGGAAAUGUUCGUUGUCGGUCGAACGUCUGCAAGCGCGUUUGCGGGGGCUGUCAAACACCAUGAAACAAAAAGGACGGCAGCAAACAAAACCAAACUUGAGGCGGAAGUAGCGGCGGCACGGGAGAAGGCAAGGGAGAAUAUGGUGCGAAAAAAAGAGGAGGAGGAACAAGAAGUGAGGAGCCUCCAUGAAGAAAAGCAAAGGGAGCGGGAGAGAAAGAAGGCCGAAGAAGAGGAAAAGAGGCGAAAGGAGCAGGAAAGAAAGGAUGCCGAAGAAAGGCGAAAAGAGCAGGAGAGAAAGAAAGCUGAAGAAGAGGUGAAAAGGGCAAAGGAAGCGGCAAGAAAGGCCAAAGAAGAGCAGGCUAAACAGGAGUUGGAGAAAAAAGCAAAGGAAGAGAUGGAGAAAAAAAAGAAAAAGAAAGACGGCAGCAGUAGUCCUGCAUUGAUGCACAGUCCCUUAUUGCUGCUUCUUGUUCUGAUGUGUGUGUUGGGUUGCACUCUCGUGUGCUGA
This is a messenger RNA of Trypanosoma theileri, 1353 nucleotides long. RefSeq lists its product as uncharacterized. The coding region runs from base 1 to 1353 and encodes 450 amino acids. NCBI's taxonomy places the organism in Eukaryota, Euglenozoa, Kinetoplastea, Trypanosomatida, Trypanosomatidae. The transcript has a single exon. The record is from RefSeq and is a predicted model, not a curated record.